AUGGACGAUGCACGCAGUUCUUGAAGACAUUAUUUAUAUAACACUAUAAAAUAAUUUGUGCUCCAUUUUUCGCACUGCUUUGUGCUGGACUUGGGGCGGACAGCAGCAUAGUAAGCCGGUAGCGAGUGGAAGAGUCUAGAGGCGGCCGCUGUCCACCAGGGAACCGGUGACACGUGUAGGGAAGUUGCCUCCAUCUCUGUGACAUCCAGCACCCCUUGUAUCUGGUGUGUGUCAGCUGCUCCCUCUGCCAGCAGGGCUGCCUUAUUGCCAGCAUCAGCAUAUGUCUGCACAGACCCUCUUGAGGUAGGAGGUCUUGAAGCGGUGACAUGGUAAAGAAACAAGUGAAGAACCUCCCGGUACAAGAUUCGGUGGAAGCAGAGCCCACAUGUAAGCACAUCCGGAAGGGAUUGGAUGAGGGGACGGUGAAGAGAGCGCUGGUGAAUGUGGAGUGGGACGUCUGUCAAGACUGCCAGACAGACAGCAAGGAGGCUGUGAACGAUGGACAGGAGGAACACAGGGAAUCGGACGUGGUCUGGCUGUGUCUGAGAUGUGGUCACAGGGGUUGCGGCAGAUAUUCUGAGCGGCAGCAUGCGCUAAACCAUUAUAACACCCCAAGAUCGGAGCCCCACUGCCUGGUGAUCAGUGUUGGCGAGUGGAACGUAUGGUGCUACCUGUGUGAUAACCAAGUUGACUAUGAGUGCUCUAGUCGGCUCCGGCAAUUGGUGGAAUACGUAAAGAAGAAGUCGAAGUUGAACAGUAGGACGGCAAACACAGUUCAAUCAGGCCAAGAAGUGUGCAGCUCUGAGAAAGCGCAGGAGAAGGAGGUGCAGCAAGCGGCUGAAGAUUCCAAUACAACCGCUAUAAAGGAAGAACCGCCGAAAACGUUUAGUGAGAGUAAAGAAGGCGCUGUGAGAGGGCUCAGUAACCUGGGGAACACUUGCUUCUUCAAUGCUGUGAUGCAGAAUUUGUCGCAGACGCCUACACUGCGAGAACUUCUAAAUGAUGUGAAGCAUCCAGGAAAAACUGUGACUGUUAAAGAGCCCAAUUCUUCCGAACCAUCACAGCGGGAAGUGACGUUGGAGCAGCAGGCGGGUCCCCUGACGUUGGCCAUGUGGCAGUUUGUGACUGAGAUGCAGGAGACCAAGAAAGGGGUUGUAACCCCCAAAGAGCUUUUCUCUCAGGUCUGUAAAAAAUCUGCACAGUUCAGGGGAUACCAACAACAAGACAGCCAGGAACUUCUCCGCUACCUGCUUGAUGGCAUGAGAGGAGAGGAGAUCCAGAGAGUAAGUUCCGCAAUUUCCAAGACUUUACAGGAUGCUGCAGAGACGAUAGAUGAGAGUGAAAUGAAAAAGCUUAUUAAAGAUUAUGAAAAAAGAAGAGCUAUCCCGAACUUUGUGGAUCGCUUGUUUGGAGGCGAGUUAACAAGUACGAUAAUGUGCGAGACUUGUCACACGGUAUCAUUAGUCCGUGAGCCUUUUCUUGAUCUUUCCCUUCCUGUCCUGGAUGAUUCGCCUGCAAAGAAAAACAGCACAAAAGCAUCAAAACCAGUCUAUGUAAAGGCUGCAGAUGACGACGAUGAUAGUUACGUAAAGGAGAGGAGUGACGUCCCUCCCGGAGGAAGUAAACACCUUCAGAAGAAGGCAAAAAAGCAAGCAAAGAAACAAGCCAAGCAUCAACGGCGACAGCAGAAAAUACAGGAUAAGACGAUGACGCUCAGCGAUCACAACGUGAGCCAUCCUGCGGAUGAAGAGUCCGUCUCCGACAAUAACACAGUGGGUAACAACGCUGAGCAGCAAGAGGAAACUGAUGGACUUUGUUUAAGCACAACUGAUAAAACAGAUGUGGAAAAGACUGAGGAAGGUCUAGAGCAACAGGAGAAUGACAUGGAAUUGUGUCUAAACAAUCUACAAAGCAAUGCGGACGUAGAUGCAGAAGACCUUAGUCGUGAAGCUGUAGGAAAUCUGGACGAUGGUCACGGAUUGGGUACAGGAAAUGUAGAUAACAAUGAAGGCAGUUCGGAAAAUCUAGAAAAUAACUCUGAAGUGAUUGAGGUUCUAGAAAACUCUGAUAGUAGUCUAGUGGACAUGGAUAACAGCGAUGGUAAAGAGGGGACUUUAGAUGUAGAGAGUCUUCAGGCGGAAGACGACACUGAGGUCAGCCGACUAACAGACAACAUCAACAGGCUCAAUCUGAGCUCUGACCUUGAACCCAAUGACAUUGAGAUUGAAAUAAUUGAUGAACCUCCUCGCGUGCAAAUCUACGAGGUGGUGAACGAAGACCCUAAAACGGCCUUUUGCACCCUCUCGGACAGAACGGAGAUGCAGUUAGACGAGUGGUCUGUCCUGAGUUGCCUCUAUCAUUUCACUCGCACGGAGAACCUGGUGGGCAAUAACCAGCUGCUGUGUAAUACCUGCACACAGAAACAGGCCACAGCAAUAAAAAAUAACACUAAAGGCGAUAAUAAGUUUGUUUACACGAAUGCCAAGAAACAGAUGUUGGUGUCUGCGCCGCCUCCUAUCCUGACUCUUCAUUUAAAGAGGUUUCAGCAGAACGGUUUUAAUCUCCACAAGAUCAAUAAGCAUAUAAAGUUUCCAGAGGUGAUUGAUCUGGCCCCAUUCUGUACUGUCAAAUGUAAGAAUAUAUCUGAUGGAGAAAGUAGGUUACUGUACUCCUUGUAUGGAGUGAUAGAACACAGCGGCACAAUGCGAUCUGGACACUACACCGCUUAUGUGAAGUCACGGGUCCCAAAUCCUAACCUGGGGGAACUAGUACUGCGUGGAGUACUUCCUGAAGUGUCGAAUACGGAACCUUUGAACGGCCAUUGGUACCACAUCAGCGACAGCCACGUGCAAACAGUGCCAAUUACCAAAGUGCUCGGUUCACAGGCCUAUCUGCUGUUUUAUGAGAGGAUCCUGUGAGAAUUACCGCUUAUCCUGCUCCGAAUUGCCAAGGAAUAUUUAUUUUAAUUGAACUCUUAAGAGCACCAGUUGCCGGCCCACAGUGACGAUGGCUGUUUUUGUGGGAUAAGCUGCUACUCUCGGGAACGCAGCUUUCCAUCUUGCUAUCGCUGCAACUGUCACCAGUUGCUAGUGAAUUGAUGGCUGCAUCCGCAGUGUAGGCGACUGGUAUACUUUCAUUGUCUUUUCCAAAACUAUAAUUAAUGAGAAAUAUGUAUAUAUGAGCACAACCAUAGCCAUUUUUAUUUUGAUGGACCAUUUUGGGUGUGUCUGCAUUAACCUUGAUCAUUGUUCAUCUCUACUGAGUAUAUGCAAUAAAUGAUAGCACCUGCGAGUACAAGUCAUGCUGCUGUGGAAUAAACUUUCCUGAUGGUUAAAUGCA
Pseudophryne corroboree (corroboree frog) is the source of this 3339-nucleotide messenger RNA. RefSeq names its product ubiquitin specific peptidase 16 (gene USP16). Gene Ontology annotation, biological process: protein deubiquitination. The transcript has 18 exons. The record is from RefSeq and is a predicted model, not a curated record. Gene Ontology annotation, molecular function: zinc ion binding; cysteine-type deubiquitinase activity. Bases 327 to 2918 code for a protein of 863 amino acids. Lineage: Eukaryota; Metazoa; Chordata; Amphibia; Anura; Myobatrachidae.